Molecule: messenger RNA, 3309 nt
Organism: Lagopus muta (rock ptarmigan)
Lineage: Eukaryota; Metazoa; Chordata; Aves; Galliformes; Phasianidae
Gene: GSAP
Product: gamma-secretase activating protein
Exons: 31
Coding region: 94-2634 (846 amino acids)
Biological process (GO): positive regulation of amyloid-beta formation
Cellular component (GO): trans-Golgi network
Source: RefSeq, a predicted model, not a curated record
GGACCGGCCCGUGGCGGAGGCCGCCCCGCGGCAGCCGGCGGGGUGAGAGGCGGCGGCGGCCGGAGAGUGGCCGGGUUGGGCCGCGGGGCUGCCAUGCUGCUUCGCCUGGCGGCCGAGUUUGACCUGCAGAGGGACGUGGUGCCCUGGCUGGCGGCGCAGGGCUGGGCCGCGGCUCUAGAUACUUCAGAGAAUUCAUCAGCACUUUAUAUCGUAAAUGUUGAAAGAAAUGGAAAAAUUAUUUAUACCUGGAAGGGAAAUCAGAAAAGUACCCAGAUUGGAUUGUAUGACCUUCAAACUAAAGAGAAUGAGCAUCUCUAUACGUUUGAGAAAGAUCUACGCAUAAUCAGUUGUUCAAUCAACAGUGAAAGGACGUUACUGGCAGUCAGCUUCCGUCAGUAUACAGAGGAAGAAAGAGUGACCCAGCUGUUACAGUCAGUGUCCAGGUAUUUAACCUUGCUGAUUGAAAUUCAUCCCGUUAAUAAUGUGAGAGUCCUAAAGGCUGUGGAUAGCUGCGUUCGAGUGCAGUUUCUUUAUCCAGUGGAAGGCAGAAAUACUUCUACAAAAAGUCAUCUUUUGCUCGUUUCAGAAGAUAAAUACAUUGAACAGUUUGAUAUCCACGUCGUUGCAGAAGAGGAACACAGAGUGGUGAUUCAGAACUCAGGUCAGCUUCCAAGAGCCAGAGUUGCAGAUGAUCUCAUUUGGGCUCAGUGGGAUAUGACAGAACAAAGACUCUUCUACAUUGUUCCAAAGGAAUCAAGGAGUACUUUAAAAUGUGUCCAGUUCUACCCUGAUGAAAAUUUUAACUCAACACUGGAAUCGCAACUGGAUAUUUCUGUAAAUGACAAACGAGUAAAAUUUGUGAAUUUUGGAUACAAUGACUGUGAAGACCCAGAUGUUGCAUCCAAGUCUUUGAAUCUUCAGGUUUUUACAAGUAAAGCAGGAGGAUUGUGUGUGUGUUGGAGUCUUGCUUUGGAUAUUCCUGGGGAAAUAACAUACUCCAUAUAUUUUUUACAUAAAGGGUUUAGCAAAACUUUUACAGUUUCUUUAGAAAGACCAGAAACUCCUCAAUUGAAGGAAGUGGCCUUUUUGAAUCUUGACUAUUAUGUGGCUGCUUAUUUACCUGGACAGUUCCUGCACCUUCUGAAUAUUCAGCAUCCUGAUCUGCUGUGCUAUAGUUUAUUUCUGACAGGUGAGGAUGCAAGAAUUGACAUGUUGCCAAACUGCUCCAUCCAGUGCCCACUUGUGUCAACAGUCUUGGAUUGCGACGUAGGAAGAAUGUAUGCAGUGAGCAUCAGUGACAACGCCUUAAUGAAGUUCCUGCAGAACAGCAAACGAGACAGUGAGAGGUUGGCAGCUCUGCAUUGUGCUCUUCUGUGUGUCAGAAGUACGACAGACUUGGAAAUGAAGAUUAUUUGGUGGCUUUCUGAGAACCUAUCAACGUGUCAUUCUUUUGAUCCUAUUCAGGAAUUUAUCAUUGCCUCCCUGUACUGCAGAAUGUGUCCAGAAACCAACAACCUGGAUAAACUCUUGCCCUACACAUCACUGCUUGACUGGACUGGGGUUAUCCCUGGAGUAGCAUGUGCAACAGACAUUAUUUCUCUACCUGUGCUAGAGAUCCAAAACUCUAAAGGCUUCUGGGAGAAACUCGACUCAAACUUGGAGAGUGUGAAGUAUGCAGAGCCACACUUGCAUUACCACAAUAAUGUGCUCAGGAGGGAAUGGCGUAGUCUCUCAGAAGAGCCAGAAGAGAGAAGAGCCUCAGCAUAUUUAAGGAAUAUAUUUGAAAACGCCAAAAAGGUGCUUUCUCAUCUGGAUGCUUGGGACUCUGAGGAAAGACUGGUACCUCUCUUUCAGGAGGAAGAUUAUCAGCAGCAAUUACUAAUGGGAUUGAUGUUUGCUCAGCUAAAGGAUCAUCUUAUGAGACAUCUGCAGUAUGUAGGAAUAAAGAAGAUUGACCAAAUAGUGCUGGAUUAUGUUUCAAACCUGCUGAAUCUGAUACAUCGAAUAAUGAAAGAAGUUUGGAAGCUGUAUCAGCUUCAUUCCUGCAUCUUCUGCUUUGAUGAGAGAGGAAGUGAAGCAGAGUUCAGGGUGUUUCACAUCAUGAGUCGAAUUCUGGAAGCUGCAAAUGGCAUGUGUAUGCCUUUACCUCCUGGUUUUCAUACUCUACAUUUGGGGCUUGGUGUUCGAUGUCUUCCCCUUCAUACUCUCCUGCACUAUAUUGAUAAUGGGGUUCUACGUUUGACAGAAACCUGUGUCAGGAAACUGCUGAAAGAUCUGGAUGACAAUGAGAAGAAUGAAAAGCUGAAAUUCAGUAUUGUGACAAGGCUUCCUGAGGCUCUUGGUCUAAAGGCCCGUCAGUUCUGGGAUCAUCCAACAAAUGCUAAUUUCCUUGCACGGAAGUAUGUGAAACUUUUGCUUGAAAAGCUGGGGACCAGGCAGUGUAGCAAGCCUGUCCCUGAGAGAUACCCAGUCCCUGUAGAAUUUUUGCCUCUUAACUACCUGACUAAUGUGCUGGCAGAGAUAGAGAAUCAAGGUGUGCUUUCGUAUGAAAAACAAGAUCAUAUUGAUGUCAGGUUUGUGGAGGAAGCAGCGCUGAAACACACGAUGAUGCUCUUGGGCCUCAGAUAUUCCUGAAAUGGCUUUCUUCAACUGCAUGUAAAUACUCAAAAUCACUCAAACUGCGUGUGGUACUGAAAAUCAUUCACAUACAAGUGUGCAGCCAACUGUGAUUUUUUUUUUUAAACUUAAAUGUCGUGUUUGCUAAUUAAUCUGCAGUUUGGAGUAGGCCACCAUUACUGACAUCAGCUACUCAAAGUAGCAAUCGUCCAGUGCACUAAGGCUGAAAUUACUGACCUCUAGGUAAAUUGCAGAGAAAUGCAUCUGAUGCAGACCUGGGUUUCCAACACAUCUGGGGUUUCAGGUCUGAAGUGGUCAAAUCAGUGGAACUAGUGGGUACCAAAACAUGCUGUGAAAAGGUAUUCUCUCAACAGUUUUAAUGAGACAGACAGUGCUGGAAAGGGUAGUCCAGCUGUACAGUAACAAAAAAUUGGCCACUAUUUACUCACUUAGACUAAUAAAGGCAUUUCUUGAUGUGAUGAUGUAAAAUAGGUAAGAAUAACAAAUGAGGCAUCAGUCUUUGUAUAUAAUCAUCAAUAAUGAUACUCAUUCCUUGUGGUGGUCAUGUAUUGUCUUACGGUACUUCUGCCUUUGGAGUGGGAUUCUAAUAUAUUGAGCUAUGUAAUUAGCACAAAAUGUAGUCUCCUUAAAUUAUAUGGGAGAGGGAUUUUAUGUAUGUUUUUUUUUUUUUUU